GAUAACUGAGCAAGCAUAUGAAAAUCCUCCAAGGGCUCUAAAUAAUUUCCCAGAAACAAACUACUGCAGUGACAGUGAAAAAAAGACCAGCAAAUCAUCAUAUGGUACCUAUGACAAAAAUAUAACUGGAAAUACUAUCAAAACUGUUUACUCUACUUCUGAUCGGAGUAUAAUUGGAAAAGAUAUAUGUACAUACUGCAGGAAGCCCUUGGGCAUAGAUGCCAAAAUGAUCUUAGAUGCCUUGCAAAUUUGCUGUCAUUCAACCUGCUUCAAGUGUGAAGUAUGUAAAAGACCACUGGAAGAUCUGAAGGCAGGAGACAGCAUUUGGAUUUACAGACAAACUGUGCAUUGUGAGCCUUGCUAUUCCAAAGUUAAAG
Molecule: messenger RNA, 377 nt
Organism: Nestor notabilis (Kea)
Lineage: Eukaryota; Metazoa; Chordata; Aves; Psittaciformes; Psittacidae
Product: sciellin-like
Exons: 4
Biological process (GO): epidermis development
Cellular component (GO): cytoplasm
Source: RefSeq, a predicted model, not a curated record